Messenger RNA from Eptesicus fuscus (big brown bat), 2915 nucleotides. RefSeq names its product inter-alpha-trypsin inhibitor heavy chain H4-like. The record is from RefSeq and is a predicted model, not a curated record. Gene Ontology annotation, molecular function: serine-type endopeptidase inhibitor activity. The transcript is spliced from 23 exons. The coding region runs from base 28 to 2775 and encodes 915 amino acids. Gene Ontology annotation, biological process: hyaluronan metabolic process. Lineage: Eukaryota; Metazoa; Chordata; Mammalia; Chiroptera; Vespertilionidae.
AGCAGCCUGCCAGGCACUGGGGCCCAAAUGAAGCCCCCAGCCUCUGCCCACGCCUGUGCCAUCGUGCUGGUCCUGCUGCCGCUGCUGGCUGUCCUCCAGACCACCCGUGCCCAAAAGAAUGCCAUCGACAUCUACAGCCUCACUGUGGACUCCAGGGUCUCCUCCCGGUUUGCCCACACGGUCAUCACCAGCAGGGUGGUCAACAGAGCAGAUUUCAUACAGGAGGCCACCUUCCAGAUGGAGCUGCCCAAGAAAGCCUUCAUCACCAACUUCUCCAUGAUCAUCGACGGUGUGACGUACCCAGGGAACAUCAAGCAGAAGGAUGCAGCCCAGGAGCAGUACAGUGCGGCCGUGGCCAGGGGGGAGAGCGCUGGCCUCGUCAAGGCCACUGGGAGAAAUAUGGAACAGUUCCAGGUAUCGGUCAGCGUGGCUCCCUCUGCCAAGGUCACCUUCGAGCUGGUGUAUGAGGAGUUACUCAAGCGGCGUCUGGGAGUGUAUGAGCUGCUGCUGAAAGUCCAGCCCCAGCAGCUGGUCAAGCACCUGCAGAUGGACAUUCACAUCUUCGAGCCUCAGGGCAUUAGCUCUCUGGAGACAGAGAGCACCUUCAUAUCCAGUGAGCUUGCAGACGCCCUCACCGUCUCACAGAACCAGACCAAGGCUCACAUCCGAUUCAAGCCGACGCUCUCCCAGCAACAGAAGUCUGCGGAGCAACAGGACACGGUCGUGGAUGGCGACUUCAUCGUCCGCUAUGAUGUGAACCGCACCCUCUCUGGAGGCUCCAUUCAGAUCGAGAAUGGCUACUUUGUGCACUACUUUGCCCCCGAGGGUCUGUCCAUGAUACCCAAGAAUGUGAUCUUCGUCAUCGACAGGAGUGGCUCCAUGAUGGGCAAGAAAAUCCGGCAGACUCGGGAAGCCCUCAUCAAGAUCCUAGAGGACCUCAGGCCCGAAGACCACUUCAACCUCAUUAGCUUCAGCAGUGAAGCAACCCAGUGGAAGCCAUCACUGGUGCCAGCUUCGACCCAGAACGUGGAGGAGGCCACAAAAUACGCUGAAAGCAUCAAGGCUCAUGGAGGAACCAAUAUCAACGAUGCGAUGUUGAUGGCCGUGUACCUGCUGGAGACAGCCACCCGGGCGGAGCAGCUGCCCUCAGGGAGCGUGUCCCUUCUCCUCCUCCUCACUGAUGGCGACCCCACUGUGGGCGAGACCAACCCCACGGUGAUCCAGAAGAAUGUGCAGGAGGCCAUAGGCGGUCAGUACAGCCUCUUCUGCCUGGGCUUUGGCUUCGACGUCAGCUAUGCCUUCCUGGAGAAGCUGGCGCUGGACAACGGCGGCCUGGCUCGGCGCAUCUACGAGGACUCGGACUCCGCCCUGCAGCUGCAGGACUUCUACCAGGAGGUGGCCAACCCCCUGCUGACCGCAGUGACCUUCGAGUACCCAGGCAGUGCCGUGGAGGAGGUCACGCAGGACAGCUUCCGGCUGUUCUUCAAGGGCUCCGAGAUGGUGGUGGCCGGGAAGCUCCGGGCCCAGAGCCCUGAGGUGCUCUCCGCCAAAGUCAGCGGGCAGCUGCCCACGGAGAACAUCACCUUCCAAAUGGAGUCCCAGGUGGCAAAGCAGGAAGAGGAGUUCCGACAGCCCAAGUACAUCUUCCACGGCUUCAUGGAGAGACUCUGGGCGUACCUGACCAUCCACCAACUGCUGGAGCGAAUGGUUUCUGCGUCCGAUGCUGAGAAGCAGGCCCUGGAGGCCCAAGCUCUGGGCUUGUCGCUCAACUAUAGCUUUGUCACCCCCCUCACGUCCAUGGUGGUCACCAAACCGGAAGGCCAAGACCAGUCCCAAGUUGCUGAGAAGCCCGUGGAAAGUGAAAAGGUUCCCUCAGGUCGCACUGUCUUCAGACAUGGAGCCAUGGGACACACAGGGCCCGUAUUACCAGCAGGAGUUGCCCUGUUCACUCGAGUUGAUGACCUGCCCAGCAAGGUAAUGGAAUCACAUGACCUUCUUAUUCCUUCUGAAUAUAUUUAUCCAUUCUCUACUUUGGAUUCGGAUCCGAGGCAACCAAGCGGGAUAGCAUCUUUCUCUGCUGGUGGUUCCAAAAUAGUGAUUGAUUACCUGGACGAAACAAUGGAAGAAACAAGCCCUACAGCCGCACCACCAGCCCCCAUCCAGGCUCCCACCGUCAUCCUGCCUCUGCCUGGGCAGAGCAGAAACCAGCUCUGCGUGGACAUCAAGCGCACCUCGGGGCCAUUAUUAAUCCUGUUCGCAGACCCUGAGCAAGGUGUUCGGGUGAUUGGGGAGUAUAAGGUGGAGAAGGCCCAGUUCUCACAGAUCGAGGUGGCUUUCAAGAAUCCCCAGCUGCAGGUCCACGUGUCCCCUGAGCACGUGGUAGUGACUCGGGGCCGAAGAAGCUCUGAGUACAAGUGGAAGGAGACGCUGUUCGUGGUGAUGCCUGGCCUCACGAUGACCAUGGACAAGGCGGGGCUCCUGCUGCUCAGCAGCCCAGACAAAGUGACCAUCGGCCUGCUGUCCUGGGACGGCCCUGGGCAGGGGCUUCGGCUGCUUCUGCGGGACACUGACCGCUUCUCCAGCCACGUCGACGGGAUCCUUGGCCGCUUUUACCGGGGCGUGCUCUGGGGACCCCCAGAUGCCACAGAUGACAGCAAGCGAACACUGAGGGCUCAUGGGUUUGACUUCAAUGCCACCAGAAAGCUCAAGCUGGAUUACCAAGAGGGGACCCCGGGAACAGUGAUUUCCUGCUGGUCUGUUGAGCUAUACACCUGAUGGCAGGAGUUAUACCCACCCACCAACCCCAAUGCCACCCCACUGUGUGCAGAUGGCUAUCCUCCUGUGACCACAGCCGCCUGUGGGGUCUCGACUGUGAUGGGGAGGGGAGUUCUGCUUAUUACAAAUAAAGCAAGGUA